AUGUCUUUUUCCAAGUUCGUAUCCCCUUGUCACGGUGACAGUAUUGCGAUAUACAACUCUACCAGCGGAGCGGUCAAGUGUCAGGCCUGUGUUAAAUGCCCCCAGGGACGAGGCCUCUCUGUGCAAUGCAGUUCUGUUCAAAGCCCAGAGACACCCAUAGUUUGCGAGCCAUGUGUGCUUGGGAAAACAUACUCAUCUGGAAAAGACGCCGGGGCAUGCAUGAGCUGUGAGAAUUGUGAAGAGUAUCGCGAAACCAUAAAAGCCUGCACUCUGACUUCCAAGGCAGUGUGUGGAAAGUGUAAGCCUGGCGCUUACCAAGAUGACCGCCUAACACGAUUGUGCCAGCCCUGCUCCCGCUGUUGUGAUGAUCAAGAUGAUCUAGUCGAGCCGCAGUGCCAAGAAAUGCCUGAAAACAAGCAGUGCAGUUUUCACAGAUCACACGUAUGCAGCAAAGUUAUAACUCGUACAAAUUUCAGCUCAGUCAGCUCUGUGGAAACAAACCACACAGCAUCACUGGUAUUGGUGCCGUCUCCCACAAGCCAAGUAACCACCUCAUUGAGCAUGCGCACUGCAUAUCAGAAGACCCCGCUGGCUGAUCGUCCUUCGAGAGCCGCAAUCAUCGGUGCUGCUGUUGGUGUUCCAUUAGCUGUAGUCCUGUUGCUGUUGGUCAUUUGCUAUUUUCUUAAAAAAAAGAGCAAUCACCGAGUAAAUAAGAGGGUUAAUGACGCCGAAAGGCCGCAAGAAACACGAAGCAAAAAAGAGUCUAGAAGAAUUGAUUUAGAACGGUUAAACACAGAAAGGUCACAGCCAGCAGAAGAUAGUAACGCCACAUCAACAGGGACCAAGGAAACUCAAAUACUUGUCCAGAACAGUACAGGUCAGUGAACCUACAUGACUAAUCAAGCUUUGAACAUGAUUUUCACUGAAAGCAUCAUAGGGAAUGCUCUCAACUUGAUAUCUCCUUUUUUUACUCAAAUAUUUCCAGAUGCCUGCAAGCUAUCAAUAGAGGAAAGUGAGGCUACUUCGCCAAGUGUCGAAGAAACUCAGCCACCGGACUACAACAACACAGGUAAACCCUUUUUGUGAUCUAAGCACUAGUUACGAUGUUUUCAAACGUGCUCUUUAUAGAAGACAGUCUGACCAAUCUCCUUGAUUUAUCUUUUUAUCAUAAACUUCCUUUGGUCUACAUGCCGUAGAGGCUUAUAGGAAAUAAGAAAGUAGUUAGAGGAGGCAUCCAGGUCGUGUAUAUUUUCAUGAGUAGGGUUCCAAAAUUACUUCUUCUCCCAGAUGGAGGGGAUCCAGUUACUCUUCCCUCCCGCCCACCCGCUCCUUCCUUUACUUGAGGCCCUCGAUGGUCAGUGAUAAAAUCAUUACAACUAUUGGAGUAUAACUUUAGAGAAAACCCGGCAAUAAGGUAAGGUCGUGUAUGGUCAAAACAACGACGGUGAUCACAUCCGAGAGUUUGAGAAAUUUGAAAAUAAAACAAUAAAAAUCUUAGGUUUUUUUGUCAGUUCAUUGUUACCAACUGGUUAACAAUAAAGAGUAUAUAUAUCUGGUUCUUGAGUUUUCUUUUUUUCUGUCUUUUAUCUUAGAGCACCAGCUGUUCAAGAAGGCUCCCAAAGACAACAGUUGUCACACUGUGGUGAAGACGACCACUAUAAACACCGUGACUUACUGUUCAACUUGUAGUUCUGGUCCAGAACCUACAGGGUAUGGAGAAGAAUGA
Pocillopora meandrina is the source of this 1726-nucleotide messenger RNA. NCBI's taxonomy places the organism in Eukaryota, Metazoa, Cnidaria, Anthozoa, Scleractinia, Pocilloporidae. The record is from the annotation of a GenBank genome assembly.